Candoia aspera is the source of this 3036-nucleotide messenger RNA. RefSeq names its product solute carrier family 35 member B2 (gene SLC35B2). The record is from RefSeq and is a predicted model, not a curated record. Gene Ontology annotation, biological process: transmembrane transport. The coding region runs from base 112 to 1416 and encodes 434 amino acids. Gene Ontology annotation, cellular component: Golgi membrane; endoplasmic reticulum membrane. The transcript has 4 exons. NCBI's taxonomy places the organism in Eukaryota, Metazoa, Chordata, Lepidosauria, Squamata, Candoiidae. Gene Ontology annotation, molecular function: 3'-phosphoadenosine 5'-phosphosulfate transmembrane transporter activity.
CAACUGGCAGGGUGAGCCGCCGGUUCCUGGCCUGCGGCGUCGGGAGGGAGGCGCGGCGGUUUUCGAAGGACCCAAGUGCGGGGAGCGUCGCGCACCGGACCCGCCGGCACCAUGGGCCGCAGAUUCUGCCUGGCUCUUGUGCUAACUGCUCUUCAUGCAGUGACUGGAAAUGAAGAUGCACCUGUUGUUCACCAGGACUCCUGGGGAGAUUUUUGGCUGUUACGUUUUUUAGUUAAUGCUGCGGGUUAUGCAAGCAUUGUCGUGCCAGGUUUCUUGCUUAUACAGUAUUUUAAGAGGAAGAAUUACCUUGAAACAGGCCGUGGAAUUUGUUUUCCAGUAAUCAAAUCAUGUGUUUUUGGCAAUGAGGCCAAAUCAAUGCAUCAGGAUGAUACCAUUUUGGCAGCUCGAAAUGAGACUGUAGAGUCAUCCACAGCCCGUCAGGUUUUUAAGCUGCUAUUCUGCGCAACUGGCCUACAGAUCUCCUAUUUGACAUGGGGUGUCCUCCAGGAGCGUGUAAUGACCAGGACAUAUGGAGCAAGUGACUCAGAGCCUGGAGAGAAGUUCAAAGAUUCUCAGUUCCUAGUCUUUAUGAACCGGAUCCUGGCCUGUACUGUGGCUGGCCUCUAUUGUGCUCUGAUCAAGCAGCCCCGUCAUGGCGCUCCCAUGUACAAGUAUUCUUUUGCUUCCCUCUCCAACAUUCUCAGCAGCUGGUGCCAGUACGAAGCUCUCAAGUAUAUUAGUUUCCCCACACAGGUGCUGGCCAAAGCCUCCAAGGUGAUUCCGGUCAUGCUGAUGGGCAAGCUGGUGUCACGCAAAAGCUAUGAGUAUUGGGAGUAUUUAACAGCAGCACUCAUUUCAGUAGGAGUUAGCAUGUUCUUGCUCUCUAGUACUCAUGACAAGCAUCUCUCCACUGUCACUACCUUCUCUGGCGUGAUCCUCCUGGGUGGCUACAUUGCUUUUGACAGUUUUACUUCCAACUGGCAGGAUGCACUCUUCACCUAUAAGAUGUCCUCAGUGCAAAUGAUGUUUGGAGUGAAUGUCUUUUCUUGCCUAUUCACCGUGGGCUCGCUGCUGGAGCAGGGUGCCUUGAUAGAAUCAAUAAACUUCAUGGCACGGCAUUCAGAAUUUGCUGCACAUGCUGUACUUUUGUCGGUGUGUUCCGCCUUCGGACAGCUGUUCAUCUUCUACACCAUCAACCAAUUUGGAGCAGCUGUCUUCACUAUUAUCAUGACUCUUCGCCAAGCCUUCGCCAUCCUGCUUUCUUGUCUCAUCUAUGGCCAUGCAGUCACAGUAAUGGGUGGGCUGGGAGUAGCUGUGGUUUUCAUAGCCCUUUUCCUGCGUGUCUACGCCCGCAGUCGCAUGAAGAAGCGAGCAAAAAAAGUGCCUGCUGGUGAGGGCACAGUACAGAAGGUUUAGGGGCUACAGGAGAAGCUGUGUCCUCCACCAGAUCCAAAGCACUUGCUUAAUCCUACUCAUGAACUUAGGAGCUGGAAAGGGUGAAGCUUGAUUAUUUUUUCCCAGAUAUUUUUUGAAAAGGACUGGGUUGGCUUGAAGGAAAUGAAGGAGUGCUUCUUACUGUUAAUGUCUGAACUUUUUUCUCAAAACAAGUGGUACUGAGAUCCUUUUCCCAGUGAACAGAUGGAGGUGAGCCUCAUAUGCUUACCCUGACUUGUUUUAUAAGAGAUGGCUUAUUUAUGAUCAGGGCAAAGUGGAGUUGUUUUUGUACCGUUCCCAUCCUACUGCUGCGUGAAAGGGAGUAACAAGAAUAAAACUUUAAGAAGUUCUAAUCAGAAAAUAUCCAGGCUUCACCGUUGAAAGACCAACCUAGGCCAGCCCCCACAGGAAAUCUGGGACUUACCUUACUGUGGGUAAUCUUUUUUAUAAUUGGGGUUUAACUUAAAAAAAAUUUAAAAAAAAUUCAGCCUCCAAAAGCCAUAGGGGGCAUGGCAAUAUUUUGGUAAUACCAGAUGUUCACCUCCCCUUUGUUUUUCAACAAGAUUUGAGGAAAUGCUGAAGUACAAAAUCAGCAUUUAAAACUUUCAGAUGCCUAACAUACCUGCUUUCCAUCUUUUUUACAUAAUCACAUCAAGUUUGUGGGGAUUGCAUAAUGGCAGCUGGGACCAUCUGCAGCCCACUUACUCCUGUCCUACAGAAUCUUUUGCUGGAUAGUGGGCUUUUUCAAAUUACUGUUACUUUUCUGGUUUGGUGUACUUAUAUUUUGCUGAAAAGUUUAGACAGUGCACCACAUCUGCUUUUGUUGGUUCUUGCUUUUUGCUAGCUGACCGUCAGCCAUUCAUCCAUUUUCUUGAACCUUGAGCCAAUUCUUGGGACACUUUCCUGGGAUUUAUAAUUGCAGCAAGCAGUUCAGAAAAGCACAUAUAUUAUCUUUUUAAGUACCUCUCUGGAAAAGGCUCAAUGGGAUUUUUGCUUUAUUGUUGCCCUUGACAAGAUGGCAUAGCUGUACAUCCUGACCUCUUUUGCCUCAUCCCUCCCCUAAGGACUUUGCAGAGGUUGCUACAACUUCUCGGUUUACAUGAGGAACCAGCAAUACAAGACAAACAGCCUGGCCUUGUAUUCUUCCCACAGGAUGGUUUCCCUUGAAACUUGAGUAUUGCAGACUUCUGGCAUAUAAACACCCAUUUUACAUAGCAUGCUCAGCAUGCUGGAACUGUUGGUGAGGGGAACUUUGAAUGUUGUUGCUCAAAGCAGCUCCCUGGUCUUUCCUUUUAUUACUUUUGGAACUAAGACAGUAACUCUGGGCUGUACAGGGCAGGAGCAAUUGAUGUAGUUCUUUUGUCCAAAUGCAAUUGCUCUGAAACCUUGCUACAGCAUUAGAGUUGUCAGCUCUACCCAGAACGUCUGGAUUUUACCAAUUUAACAAUUUUAUUGCCAAGCUGAUAUUGUGCAGGGGAAAUGUUUCUCGAAACACAACUGUCUUAUUUUAUUAAAUUUAUGCAGCAAAGAAAUGGCUCAGGUAUGUUUGGUAAUCUGUAAAAUACGUUGAGCAUAGGAUGAAGCAAACUAGUCUCUUGCAGG